AUGCAUGGAAUCAUGAAAUUUGACACACCAAAAGGCGAAGCCAUGAUACUAGCCACUCCGCCCAAAGAGUUGCAGUGCUAUACAGUCAUAAAACCAACAGAAAUAACCAAAGGGUGCAAAAGACCCAGGGGCAAUCCCAUAACGGGGAAGGAGAUAAUCAAUGAAAACCACCCUGAUCAGCCGAUCUGUGUUGGAUGCGACCUCCCAGAUCACACGAGAAGAGCACUGGUCGACUUGCUCAAGCACUACAAACAUGUGUUCGCAUGGACUCCUACAGACAUGGUGGGAGUAGAAAGGAGAGUCAUGGAACACAAACUGAUGAUCAGACCAAGAGCAAAAGAAGUUAAGCAGAAGAAGAGGGUCCAGGGGGAGACCGGAUACCACCAGAUUUUGAUGAGCAAGGAAGACGAAGAGAAGAUUGCCUUCUAUACGGAUCAUGGCACUUUUUGCUACACUAAGAUGCCUUUCGGAUUAAAGAACGUGGGGGCAACAUAUCAGCGUCUGGUUGAUUCGAUAUUCGCCAAGCAGAUUGGAAGGAACAUUGAGGUGUACGUGGAUGAUAUGGUAAUUAAAAGCCCGGAUGAGGAGAGGAUACUGCAAGACAUCGAGGAAACAUUCCAGACGCUAGAAGCGGUCAUGAUGAAGCUAAACCCAGAUAAAUGCACGUUUGGAGUGGAAGAGGGGCAAUUCAUGGGAUACUAUGUCACCAGACAAGGCGUGCAACCAAGCCCGACCAAGGUCGACGAGUUCCUCGAGACGCCAAGCCUAAACUCUCUUCGCGAUGCACAAGGUCUAAAUGGGAAGCUUACAACACUAAGCAGGUUCGUUUCGAAAUCUGCUAACAAGGCCAUGCCAUUGUUCCACACCUUAAAGGGGUGCAUGGAGAAAAGCAACUUCCAGUGGACAAACGAGGCAGAAAAGGCUCUCCAGAAAAUCAAGGAAGCGUUACACGAAUUGCCGACGUUGGCCACCCCUAUCCCUGGAGAAACGUUACAAAUGUAUCUUUCAACGUCAAGUGAAGCAAUAUCCUCGGUAUUGGCUGUGGAAAGGGAGGGGGAACAAAGGCCGGUGUACUUUGGUAGUAGAGCUCUGCAAGGACCGGAACUCAAUUACCCCAUGCUGGAGAAGUUGAUCUUGCUCAAGCCAGAGACGUCAGGGCUACUGGCCAAGUGGGCAAUUGAGUUGGGAGAACACGACAUAAACUACCCCCCAAGAACGAGUAUCAAGGGGCAGGCGCUAGCCGACUUCUUACUGGAAAUCCCAGAUGGAGGGAGCCCAGCAAAGGAGAAGGUGUGGGUAGUUGAAGAGGCCCCGAUGGAGCAGGGUUCAUGGACCCUGUAUACGGAUGGAGCAUCCAGUAGGGAAGGCUUGGGGUCGGGACUGAUUUUAACAAGCCCAGAAGGAGAGGAAGUAACCUAUGCCCUCCGUUUCGACUUCCACACAUCGAACAACGAAGCGGAGUACGAGGCGCUUCUUGCAGGGUUACAGUUAGCUAAACAUAUGGGUGCGAAAGUUGUAACAGCCUUAACUGACUCGAGGUUAGCAGCAAACCAGGUCAACGGUAGUUUCGAGGUAAGAGACCCAAGGAUGGGGAAAUAUGUAAAUAUGGUGAAAUAG
Lactuca sativa (garden lettuce) is the source of this 1617-nucleotide messenger RNA. RefSeq lists its product as uncharacterized. Gene Ontology annotation, molecular function: RNA-DNA hybrid ribonuclease activity; nucleic acid binding. The record is from RefSeq and is a predicted model, not a curated record. NCBI's taxonomy places the organism in Eukaryota, Viridiplantae, Streptophyta, Magnoliopsida, Asterales, Asteraceae.